Messenger RNA from Coffea arabica (coffee), 1368 nucleotides. RefSeq lists its product as uncharacterized. The record is from RefSeq and is a predicted model, not a curated record. Lineage: Eukaryota; Viridiplantae; Streptophyta; Magnoliopsida; Gentianales; Rubiaceae.
AUGCCAGUUGGGUAUAAUCCACAGGCUACUUGUGCUUAUCACUCAGGAGCACCUGGUCACUCCACGGCCAAUUGUCGACUCCUUAAACAUAGGAUUCAAGACAUACUCGAAGCAGGGGAAAUUGUGAUUAGGAAAAGAGAAGAGCAAGGACCGAAUGUGAGCAAGAACCCCUUGCCGGAACACCCUGAUACUGUCGGAAUUAUUAUGGAUGAUGAGGAAUUUGAGGAGCUUGUCCGAAACAUGUCAAAUGAGACAGAAGUGUUUGGGAUAUUGGACAAACCUUUUGUGAUAGAGGAGGCAUCGUAUGAGGAAGACAAACGACCCUUCAUUUUAGACCUAACUCCAUCCGAAAGUGCGGCCUUAGAACUUGUGAUAAUUGAAUUCCUAGAACAAGUGCCAGUUUUAAGUCUACAACAAGUGCCGUGGAAUUAUAGUGAGCCCGUUUUGCAAAUCGGAGGCAAACCAGUUUUGAAGGAAGAAGUGUCUCUUGUUACGAGGUCAGGGAAGAUUACAAGUCCAUCCGCUGCUAGCGCCCCAGUUCAAGUAAGCAAUCAUGAGCCGACUACCAAACCUGCAGUGACCGAAAGAGAAGCGUGGGAUUUUCUCAAGAGGCUUAAGAGAAACGAAUAUAAUGUGGUUGAGCAGCUGAACAAAAUGCCUGCCCAAAUUUCCAUUUUAGACUUGCUUUUCUCCUCCGACUUGCAUAGGGAUGCAUUACUUGAAGUGUUGACCAAGGCUCGUAUUCCUAAGGAUAUUUCGGUUGACAAUUUCUCGCACAUGGUUGAAAAUGUAUUGGCUGCUAAACAAAUCACUUUUUCUGAUGAAGAGCUGCCUGCGGAAGGAACUGGUCAUAAUAAAGCCUUAUAUGUAGCUGUGAGGUGCAAUGGAAAAAUGUUGCCUAAAGUAUUGAUCGACAAUGGGUCUGCCCUCAAUAUUUGUCCUUGGAGCACGUUGGUGAAGUUAGGGCUGCAAGAUGUUAGAUUAAAACCCUCAGAAAUCGUAGUACGAGGAUUCGACGGAGCCCAAAGAGAGUCCAUAGGGGAAGUAAAUUUGGUGGUCGAAAUGGGGCCCGCUCAAUUUCAGAUAGCUUGCCAAGUUAUGCACUUUCCCAGUGUCUAUAAUGUUUUACUCGGGCGACCGUGGAUUCAUAGCUCGGGCGUUGUGCCCUCUUCCUUGCAUCAAGUAUUGAAAUUCGUGGUGAACGACCAGCUGAUUACCAUUUUUGCUGAAGAAGAUUGCAUUGUAAUUGCCGAUUCCGAGCCUGAGGAGGAUGGUGACCGAAAUGCCUCUGUGUCUUCCUAUCGUGCAGCUGAUAUUGUCUCCGUGAGUUGGGUAACAAGUGAGGACUCAAAAGACAAAAUGUCAUGA